Messenger RNA from Cuscuta campestris, 2659 nucleotides. The record is from the annotation of a GenBank genome assembly. Lineage: Eukaryota; Viridiplantae; Streptophyta; Magnoliopsida; Solanales; Convolvulaceae.
CAAGGCUGUCCGGUGAUCGGACGGAUAUUGAAAAUUUUCACCGUCGUCGUCUUCGCAACGACUUCACCCCGAUCGAGCUAGGAUUGCUUUACUCCAUUUCAUCGUCCCGUUGAAGCUAAACGGUUUCUGUGAGCUUUUCUCUCUCCCGAAAUGGAGUCUCUUUGCUUUCACGACGGCAACAUCACCGACUUGAUCAAUAUCCGCACCCUCGACAUCCGCCAUGACAAUGAUCAUAGAUUUCAAAUGCACUCCUCCAUGGUACGGAAGCUGUCUCUUGAAAGGGAAUUAGAGGGGCAUCAAGGCUGCGUCAACACUAUUGCUUGGAAUUCUAGAGGGUCACUUUUGAUUUCUGGAUCUGAUGAUACAAGAAUGAAUAUAUGGAACUAUUUCAACCGUAAGCUACUGCACUCUAUAGAGACUGGUCAUUCAGCAAAUAUAUUCUGCACAAAAUUUGUUCCUGAAACAUCUGAUGAGCUUGUUGUUUCUGGAGCUGGGGACGCUGAAGUUCGGCUUUUCCGCCUGUCUCGCUUAAGGGGAAGGAGACUUGAUGAGAAUGUUAUUAGUCCAUCAUCAGUGUAUCACUGUCACACACGUAGGGUAAAAAAAAUAGCGGUUGAGAUUGGAAAUCCAAAUGUCGUUUGGAGUGCAAGUGAAGAUGGAACUUUGAGGCAAUAUGACUUUCGAGAAUGUGCUUCUUGCCCUCCUGCGGCUUCUUCUCAUCAAGAAUGCCGUAACAUUCUUCUUGACUUGCGCUGUGGAGCCAAGAAGUCAUUGGCAGAUCCCCCUAAGCAGUUUUUUUCCUUCAAGUCUUGUGAUAUCAGCUCAACUAGGCCUCAUUUGCUUCUUGUUGGUGGGAGUGAUGUUUUUGCACGCUUAUAUGAUAGACGCAUGCUGCCACCGUUGUCCUCUAGUCAGACAAAGUUGGCACCUCCUUCAUGUGUCAAUUACUUCUGUCCAAUGCAUCUUUCUGACCGCGGCCAUUCUAGCUUGCAUCUAACUCAUGUUACAUUUAGUCCCAACGGCGAAGAGGUUCUACUUAGCUACAGUGGGGAGCAUGUGUAUCUGAUGGAUGUCAAUCCCACACGAAGUUCUAUGCGAUAUUCUUCCAAUGAUGUAGCUAAGCUUAUGAACUUUAAUGCCGUUGUCAAGGAAGUAGAAUUGCAGUCAUCUGUUACUGGUAUCUUUUUAAAUGGAUCUUUACUAAGAAGCCAUGCAACUGCUAAGCUUGAGAAGUGCAGAAAGUUGAUUCAGACUGCCGAAAACUCGUUGAAAGGAGAAAAUUAUUACCAUGGUAUCGAAGCCUGUAACGAAGUCUUGCAUGGUUAUGAGGAUGAAAUAGGACCUACACUUACUUAUGAUUGUCUAUGCAUUCGAGCGGCCUUAUUGCUCAAGAGAAAUUGGAAAAAUGAUGUAUACAUGGCUAUAAGAGAUUGUCAAAAAGCUAGAAAGAUUCAUUCAACUUCAUUUGGGGCACUAAUUUUGAUGGCUGAAGCUUUAUUACAGCUAGGAAAACACAAGGAAGCUAUGGAAUUUGCUAUGUGUGCUCAAUCAAUGGCUCCAGAUGGUACUGAAGCUGCAGAAAAAGUGGAUAGUUUAAAAAGGCUUAUCAAUGCAGCAGAAGUGGAGAAAGCUAAGAAUGAACAUGAUGGACAAUCUAAAUCUGAAAGUGAGGUUGGACAGGUGUUUUCAUUGAGUGACAUACUCUACCACUCAAAUGCAAAUAGCGAUUCUUCACAAGAUGGUGCGAGGUCUGAGAGAGAAGAUUCUGACGAGGAUCUGGAAUUGGCUUUUGAAACAUCACUAAGUGGGGAUGAAUCACACGAUAAUAUUGAGCCCAAUGUCAUUGAAGGAAGACUGAACGUGAGGAUUUAUAGGAGAGAUGAUUCAAGUACGGAGACAAGAACAAAUGGUUCACCAUCGUCCGUGAGCCAAGAUGAGAAAUCAUCUUACCAGCCUGAGGCAGUUAUAGAUAUGAAACACAGAUAUGUAGGUCACUGCAAUGUGGACACUGAUAUAAAACAGGCUAGUUUUCUUGGCCAAAGAGGUGAUUAUAUUGCCAGUGGGAGCGAUGAUGGUAGAUGGUUCAUUUGGGAAAAGAAAACUGGCAGGAUAGUAAAAAUUCUUGUUGGAGAUCAAUCUGUUGUAAAUUGUAUACAGUGUCAUCCAUAUGAUUGUGCUGUGGCUACGAGUGGGAUUGAGAACACCAUAAAAAUUUGGACCCCAAGUGAUUCGCUACAAUCCGGAUUAUCUAAUGGAUUAGAUCCAGAGACUUCAAAUUUUUUAGAUGUAAUGGAAAACAAUCAGCGCAACUUAUGUAGCACUCGUCAUGCGGCUCUGCCUUUUGAAUUUCUAGAACGGUUCAGGAUGCGUGAGCUUGCAGAAGGCGGCCCUCAACCAUUCGAAUGCACACAGAGUUGAUCAUUUCCAACUUCCCAUGGUAAACAGUAAAUUCCUACCUCCCCAUGCUUAUGCCGUUGCUGUUGUUGACAUUUGAUUUUUUUUCCAUGCUUCGGCUGCUCAAGUUACCCUGUAUAAGCUCAGUAUAGUAAAACAAUUUGGGGUUUCAAGCUAACUGUACGUGUUUUUACUUGGUGAUAAUAUCAGGCCAUGUUCAUGCGUAUGUCCCCNAAAGCAAUGGUAAGAAACAUUGGGAAAAUAU